AUGACGUACGAAUACGUGCACCAAAGCGAGGUCCCCUCCCCAGGUUUGAUAUUUGACGGCGAAACCUAUAGCGUCGAUUGCGAUGGCGACGGGCCGGCGGAUGAGCCCAACUCCAACGGUAUCUCCAAAGCCACCGUAUCAAUUCCCACCAAAGAAUACGCUAUCCACUUAAUCCAUGUCGUCAAAUUCCACUGCUGCCACCUCUUUCAUCUAUAUGACGAACAGGAGUUUAUGGGGUACUUGGAUGCUUUCUACUCGCAAUCACCACGAGCCACACCAAGCACGAGGAAGGAGAGGCUUUGGUACAUUCAGUUCCUUCUCUUACUCGCUUUUGGGAAAGCAUUUGUCUCAAGAAGGUGCCAUGGUAGGCGACCGCCGGGUGUGGAGCUUUUCACCCGAGCCCUGGAGCUGCUGCCCAGCACAGUAACCUUGUCGAGAGAGCCCAUGAUGUCGGUGGAAAUUCUAAGUUGUUUGGCGCUGUAUAUCCACUGUCUCGACUACAGGAUCUCAGCAUACAACUAUAUUGGCCAGGCCAUAAGGCUGGCCAUGUGCAAUGGCAUGCACGGGUAUGUGGACCCCCACCAAGUCGGCCAAGACGUUGCUCAAAGAUAUCAAAAGAUAUGGGCGACCGUUUAUGUUCUCGAUUGCGAACUUGAAAUGACGUCGUGGCAAGGACUGGCUCCGUCCGUCAAUAGCGAGGACAUCGGUACGCCCUUGCCGACAUCUCUCGACGAUCCUGGCCUCGCCAGCGCCCUUGCCAUGCGUGUUAAAUUAUCCCGAGUCAUUUCUCGUGUGAAUAAAUCAAUCUACGGUCCGGACGGGCGGCUGGAUGGCAAGUUUCUUAUGCGAACCAAGGAAGCAUUGCCGGGAAUUGCAGAGCUUACCGACACACUCCAGCGAGACUUUCCUCUUGUUCUCGACGAUGCAGCUACAGGAAUUUCUAGGAAAUCUGCUCAUAUACAUCUGCUCUAUCACCAGUGCAUCAUCCUUGCCACGAGGCCUUUGUUGUUUUGUCUGCUGAAGCUUCGGUUGGAUCGAGGGAAGUCCAGCGGGGACCUUUCUCCUCCGUCACCGACAGUCCAGGGGCUCGUACAGAUGUGCCUGGACUCUUGUUUUCAAAUCAUUCGGAUUCUAGAGUGCCUGCAACAUCAAGAGCUUCUAGAAACGUUCCUCAUAUUUGACCUCGAGGCACUCUCCAUAUCUACUACAAACAUUUUGCUGGCGCCUGCGAUCGCCACUGGGCCAGCGCCAAAUCAAAAUCUAAUGCUACAAAAAGCAUAUUCCGUCUUUGACGAAAUCGUCGCCAACGGCAACAGAAUAGCGAAACUGAUGCGCCCCGAGCUGCAACAGCUGGACCAGCUCCUCUCGGAUGUCUCACAAGACAACCGGCCCACGUCGGGUGAUAAGGCUGAUACGCAGCCCCAAAUUUGCGCCGAGGCAUCCGCGGUGCAUACUGCAAUGCCACCUCUGGACCCGGCGUUGGCGCAGGGGGAGCUGGUUGACCCACUGCCUGGGAUUGCUUUUGGAGGGGAUGGAUUUGGGGGCAUUCUUUCCGCCGACCAAAUCAUGGACUUGGCAAAUGCCAUCAAUAUGGACCAUGCAGAAUGGAUGUUACAGGCCACGAGGAGUCCAGACAUGUAG
Molecule: messenger RNA, 1641 nt
Organism: Diaporthe citri
Lineage: Eukaryota; Fungi; Ascomycota; Sordariomycetes; Diaporthales; Diaporthaceae
Exons: 5
Coding region: 1-1641 (546 amino acids)
Biological process (GO): DNA-templated transcription
Molecular function (GO): zinc ion binding; DNA binding
Source: RefSeq, a predicted model, not a curated record